AUGAGCGAACUAGUGGGUGAUACUAACUUGGCAGUUACUGGGAUUCGCGCUACUGGACCAAGUUCAAAGAAACUUCGAGCAAAGCAAGACCACCUCACUGCGGAGGAGUUGGCCCUUGAUGAUUCUGACAAAGAGGAACUUCGGGAAAAAGAAGAUCAUGUCAGAGGAGCAGAGAUGAUAAUUGAUGAUUCUGACGAGGAAGGUCUUCCUUUGUUUGACCCUCACAGCACCAAGCCUAUUGAUCAACCUGAGACUAUCAUCGAGCAAGAUGAAGAUCGAAUUUCCAGUCCCGAUGCGACCUCCAAGAUCAAGGGUAAAUCUCCUCAGUAUCCGAAAUCCACUCAGAUCCCUGCUCACGAUCCUCCUAGCCAAUCCAAACCCAAGGUUGGUCCUCGCACCCGUCCAGCCAGCAAAGCCAAUAUUGCAACUGCUCUCAAUAACGCCGCUAGUCAUGGCCAAGCCCGGAUGAACAGUGCAUUACAGCGUGAGAAGAUCCGUGCCAGAUCAUCAGCUGCUCAUGAUGCUCGCAAGGCCACCCGUGCUCAAGAAGCAGCCCGACUCGAGCAAGAAUCUUUAGCCCUCAAGCAAUCUGCAACUCCUUCGUUAAAACAAGCCAUGGAGAUUUUUAAAGCAGAUGCCACAAUCCAAUCACAAGAUGACAAGAGUCGACUUGCGGGCUCAAAAGUCUUACGCACCGAAGAUAAUUGUGCAUUCUUCAUUCAAUUAGAAGACAAGCUACGUUGGCCCUGGAUUUUAGAAGAGAUCGAACUUUCCACUCAGAAAUGA
Molecule: messenger RNA, 786 nt
Organism: Melampsora larici-populina 98AG31
Lineage: Eukaryota; Fungi; Basidiomycota; Pucciniomycetes; Pucciniales; Melampsoraceae
Exons: 2
Coding region: 1-786 (261 amino acids)
Source: RefSeq, a predicted model, not a curated record